AUGGAGCAAUGUCCAGAAGAGAAGGCCAACUUUUUUUCGAGAAUGUUCUACACGUGGUUAAACCCCACUCUCAAAGAGGCAGCCAGGUCGCCGAUUACAACAGAGGCCAUUUAUAGGAGGCCAGAAAUAGAGGGUUCAGAUUAUGUCACUGGUAAAUUGGAGCAGCAUUGGGAGCAAGAAAAACGAAAACCUCGUCCCAGUCUACACAGAGCGGUUUAUAGGGCGCAGUUGAAAUACAUGGUUUACACAGCUAUCACAAUUUUGACCGAAGUCCUAUCGCUGAACCAAAAAUCAGUUGUGAAUUCGUCAGCCGGACAUAUCAUCAAUCUUCUGUCAACAGAUGCACAGCGUUUUGAAUUGACUUUUAUGUUCCUUCAUUACGCAUGGGUUGGACCUCUGCAAGCACUGGUUGUCUUCUAUCUAAUGGGAGAAAUCACACUUGUUCCAACGAUAUGCGGGGCCGCGGUGAUGGCUGUGUUCAUCCCAAUGCAGUCGUUGAUGAAUCGUGCUUACUCCAAACUA
Molecule: messenger RNA, 522 nt
Organism: Opisthorchis viverrini
Lineage: Eukaryota; Metazoa; Platyhelminthes; Trematoda; Opisthorchiida; Opisthorchiidae
Exons: 4
Biological process (GO): transmembrane transport
Cellular component (GO): membrane
Molecular function (GO): ABC-type transporter activity; ATP binding
Source: RefSeq, a predicted model, not a curated record